Coprinopsis cinerea okayama7#130 is the source of this 3426-nucleotide messenger RNA. RefSeq lists its product as hypothetical. The transcript has 8 exons. The record is from RefSeq and is a predicted model, not a curated record. Bases 1 to 3426 code for a protein of 1141 amino acids. NCBI's taxonomy places the organism in Eukaryota, Fungi, Basidiomycota, Agaricomycetes, Agaricales, Psathyrellaceae.
AUGUUGGACGAGCCUGUCAGCCCCGACUCGCCUACGAGCCCGAUGACAAGGAGUUUCGACCUUUCUUCAAGCACCAUCGACGAGCUGACAUCGGUUCUGACCGAUCUCAACCGCGCGCCGUCUCCUGCCCCCUCCGAACACCCGCCACGAUGCUGUUGCGGCCAGGACGACUGCGAGAACACCGUUUCUUGGCUCGACCUCAGGACAAAGUUGGAGACGAGAUUGAUUCUCAGUGCUGAGGUUGGGCAGGCCUUGUUGCAGAAACAUGAAGCAUACGUCCGGCAGGUCGAGAAAUCCAGGAACAAAAGGGGAUCGUUGAAGCAAGCCAACCUUACUUUUAGCAGUGACGAUGGUGACGAAAUUAGCUCUGAAGAAAAGCUGAGCAGAGAAUACGACCUCUUGGCUCGGGAAAAGGCCGAAAUAGAGAAGAGGCUGAAUCAUGCCCUGGUCAACAACGAAGUUACAGAGGUGUCGAAUAGGACCCUCAUGCAAGAACUACAAGAGGCUCGGGAGACGAUUUCGAGGUUGACAGCCCACCACGCCCGUUCCAUGGGGUGGGAUGCACGACUUACGGCAGCCUUGAAGGAGAGGGACGACAUGCAGCAGGAGCGUGACGGCGAGAGCCAUCGUGCUCGGUUGGCAGAGUCUAGAUUUGCAGCCUUGAAGGACAAGACUGCCAAGUUGCAAGCGGAAGUAAGACGACUGCAAGAACUGGUGGAAGAAAAGAGACAACAUAGGCUCGAAUCGUCCGACUCGAUCAUCCAGGAGGCGAAACUUCGAUUGCAAACGGUCAGAUCUUCUGUGGGACUAACCGCGCAGGCGGAGCAAGACGAGUUGGCGCAAGUCAUGGAAACUCUCGUUAACGAUAACGAGGUUUUGAAGCGGGACAAUGCAGAGCUCCAGCGGCUUCUGGCAGAAACGCGUGAAGAUGUGCAUACCCUCCAGCAAGAGGUGGAAGAGCACCGUGCUGCUACAGCAACGUUCCCGCCCCCUCGGUCUGGUCCCACUACCCCCAUUUCCCGGCACUUCCAUACCGGUAGCGUAUCCUCUGUCGGACGGCGCUCGUUCAAUGCAGAUCCAUCUCCUAGAAGCGUUCCGUUCAACCUGGAGCCAAUGACCCCAGACUCAAGCCGACGACCACUAUCCCCAGUCGACUCCUUAGCGCCUCCCGAUCGCUGGAACGGAUUCUCCUUCUCUCGACCAGGGGCCCCUUCCGACGCAUCCCACGUUAGUUACGAAGUUGAAGAGACAUCAAACGAGGAAGAUAGUCCAGAAGUCGGGAGAUCAAAGGGCCAUCGACCUCUGCUUCUCCUUACCCGUUCGCGCGGAAUCCAAACCGAGCCUUGGUUAAGCGUCCCCUCUCCUACCGCCACGCUUCCGUCCCACAUGUCCCAUUUGUCGACUCCACCAGAUCCUCGAUCUGAAUCAUCUUCGUUGGCUGAAGCAUCCCAUACGACCGCCUUGUUCGACAAAGCGACCCAGCUGUUGAAUAAGAUGACCCAAGCCGAUGCUCUGACGCUGACCACUCGACUGAAGAGGCAAAACCUCAAGGGAGCCGAUCUCAGCCAUCUCUCGCGGACGACCGUCAGCAACAUCAUAGCAGAAGCCAUCGAACUCCGAUCUCAGUUCCGAAACCUCCUGGAAGAUGAGAAGAUUGUCGUGACAUGCACACGAAAGGACCUCCGCGUCCUCUUCAAACUCAUCAAGGACAUGUUCAUGGAGAUGGGUCAGAUGCGGGUCACGCUCAACGAUGUCAUUUUCGACCCUGCAUGUGCGCCAAGGGUGAGCGAGCUCUCGCUCAACCCCAGCAAAGCUGCCGCCGAACGGGAGAAACAAUCGCAAGACCUGGCUAGUCGACUACAAGGCGCAAGCAGCUGGAUCGCACCCAUCUCCAAGUUUUUCACUGGGACCCAAAGACGAGAGCAAAGUCCAACUGGGGUUUCACGCGCAGUUAGCGGCCAAGGGCCGCAGUCUCGAUUGGCGCCCAAGUUGGGACCUGCGUUGGCAGCAUCGACGACCACGGUCAAUGUGGAGUUCUCAGGUGCGGGUGUUGGUAGGGCGACAACGACGCUAGCGCCGCCGCAGAUGAUCACCGUUACACCCGUUGCCGAUGCUCAGGUCGGAUCUACAGCGGGUCCAUCCACAACGUCGGUGAACGUGAUGAACAUCUUCGCGGGUGCUCCCAAACCGCAGCCGGUGGAGCAAGAUCCAUGGGUUGUCCUUCCCCGCAACACGCCACGAAGAGUUCAGUCGAGUUAUUUCGGUCCUGGCGGUGGAAGUGCGACGAUAGGGCGGUCGGCCAUGAAGAAAACGAACCGGCUUUCUCGGAACGUUGAUGCUGUGAUUGACGCGCAGCAACAUCCAACUGGCUACGACGACGAAGCCGCAGAGGAUGAAGUUCCUGCCCUCCCUGAACGAACCAGAAGGCUGCGCAGACGAGGUCUAUCAGAUUCGUCCAUCCAUUCGACGUUUACCAGCCAGGGCAGAGAUGACGGUCCUGAUUCCCCAACUUCACCCAUGGCCAUCAACUCACCGGUCCACGCCACGUUCCAGUCUACUAAUCCAUUGGCUUCAGCACUCCAUUGGCCGGAUAGGACGUCUGUGUUCCAAGCGUUGACCAAGACAGUCAAUAAUCUCCGAAUGACCGCGACAGGUGGCAUGACUUAUAUUGGCGCACCUCCAGCUGGCCGUUCAACUCCCCCCGCCGACUUUCGACCCCAUUCACCUUCAACAUCCGACCGCCCUACGGCGGGGUCAUCCAGGCCAGCAUCCGUCGCGGUCGGUACACCUUCUGUCUCCACUCCUCACAGUCCCAUCAUCUCACACCCUCCAUCACCUGCAGCACAAACCACGACGGUCAAGUCGAAAUCUCGGGUAACAGUCGCUGAUUCACCCCCUCCAACCUCUUCUUCACAUUCACAUUCCCAAUCGCAAUCGCACUCUCAGCCGCAUUCACCUCACCCACCUCAGCGUGCAUCUUCGAUACCCUCUUCUUCAACACCAUCCACUUCUGCAUCCACUCCCGCAACCUCGUCUUCUGCAUUACCUUCAUCAUCAUCUCCCGCCCCCGCAUCCCCCUCCUCUCCAUCCGCCCCAACACCAGCAGGCACCACCUCCGCACCUCAAACACCCAAAUCCCAAACCAAACAUCGAGCACGCAGUUCGACAGGCUCAAAGAAAGGUCUAGGACUCCUCAGCUCCCCUUCACGCAGCGGCAGUCCACUCGGGUUUGGAGGGCUGGGGUUCAUACCUAAUAUACCUAACAUUGGAUUGGCGUCGUGGGCGGCGACGAAUAUGACGAUGGAUCCUGUGCCGCCUUCGGAUCCUAUCCUAGCUACGUCGAGUAGCUUCAGAGAGGAUUCGCCGUUUACGAGUUAUCGUAGUGGGCAUCCUAGACGCGAUUCGGCGUCGAGAGAGUUUCUUUGA